Molecule: messenger RNA, 1145 nt
Organism: Elaeis guineensis (African oil palm)
Lineage: Eukaryota; Viridiplantae; Streptophyta; Magnoliopsida; Arecales; Arecaceae
Product: NAC domain-containing protein 90
Biological process (GO): regulation of DNA-templated transcription
Molecular function (GO): DNA binding
Source: RefSeq, a predicted model, not a curated record
CAACUUACACAUAUAGAAGCAUACCCUUCCUCCUACCUGCAAGCUGCCUCAACCAAGCAGAAACUCCCCAGGGAGAGGGAGAGGGAGAGGGAGGGAGGCACAUCUUCCAAGAUCCGAAAAGGUUGAGAGAUAAAGAAAAGGAGCAGGGACAUGAAUAAUCUUGCACCAGGCUAUCGUUUCUACCCGACAGAAGAAGAAUUAUUGAGUUUUUACCUUCACAACAAGCUCAAAAAAAGGAGAGAAGACAUGGAACGAGUCAUCCCCGUCGCCGAUGUGUACUGCUUCGAUCCAUGGCAGCUCCCUCAAAUCUCUGGAGAGCCAUGCAUUCGAGACUCCGAGCAAUGGUUCUUCUUCUGCCCAAGGCAGGAGAGGGAAGCUCAUGGGGGAAGACCGACUCGGACCACACCUUCGGGCUACUGGAAGGCCACCGGCUCCCCUAGCCUUGUCUACUCCUCCACCCACCGUGUCAUCGGUGUGAAGAAGACCAUGGUGUUUUACCAAGGAAGAGCUCCCACAGGAACCAAAACCAAAUGGAAGAUGAACGAGUACCGGGCAUUUGAAGAAGAUGCAACCAUCACUACAUUAACUGAAAUACCAAAGCUACAAGGCGAAUUUAGCUUGUGUCGAGUCUAUACACGAUCGGGGAGCAUCAGAUCGUUCGAUCGGCGUCCUUCCGUCGCAAUUACAGCCAGUGAGAGUCAAAGGAUGCCUGAAGCAUUGCCGUCCAUGGACACAAGAUUCCUGGCCAAAAGAGCCAGGUCUGAAGGCAGCUCCUCGCCCGAAGACGAUGGCUGCAGCCGAUCGAUGCAUCAUCGAAGAACCAAUGAUCCCAAGGGAAUUGAAGACAAUGAUUGGGAUUUGUUGGAUUGGGUUUGAAGACAGAGAAUCCAGCCUCCCUCUCUCUCCAUAAUUAAUUUAUUUUUUUAUUGAUUAAUUCAAAAAAUAGGUAUUGAUUUCUUAGAAGCUGGCAUCACUAAUUAUGAGGAGAGAAAGGGUAGCAUAAAAGAAUAUGAGAAAAAAGAAAAAAAAGAUGUUCCAACGGGAGAGAGAAUGCUAAGCAGCAACUCCAGUUGUAUGGCAGACACGCCAAACUCGGAUUUGAUUAUUUUUCUUCUAUUGACUAGUAGUAGAAUUAUUUGGCCCUA